Molecule: messenger RNA, 1826 nt
Organism: Schizophyllum commune H4-8
Lineage: Eukaryota; Fungi; Basidiomycota; Agaricomycetes; Agaricales; Schizophyllaceae
Exons: 5
Coding region: 276-1580 (434 amino acids)
Source: RefSeq, a predicted model, not a curated record
CGACGCUCACCAGCAUCAACGACCGUCUUUAGGGCUGAGCCCACGUCUUCUCCUACUUCGACAUGUACCGACUCCUCACCGAGCCCCAGAACAAUAGGUCUUGGUACAUACAGAAGCUUGAACGACGUCACCUGGCUGCCAGACGCCCGAAAUAGCAAGUCCUUGCAUGCCGGUCAGCACGUUUCCCUGAAGCCCUACCUGGAUAAAGCAAUUUCCUAUUUCUCUUGAUCUACCCUCAUCACCGCGCAUCCCCCACUUAUAACGCGUACCCCGCUAUGAGCGACAGCGACUCCGAAGGCGGCGAGAUGGGCGGUGUUGAGGCGACCGUAUGGCCGCAUCCCGAGAACGUCACAUUGUCGAUGAAUGCAGAUCGACUAGUCAACAUCGUAGACACCGAUACGGAUGGCGAGGUCCCAGAAGACAUCCAGAAACUAGUUGACUGUCUUGACUGCGGAGCAUCUGCCCAUCAGUGGCUUUCGACAUGGCAGGGUGGUUCAGGGCAUUGCCACACGGCUCAAGCUCAGCAUGUACAGGCUGCAAAUAACGACGUGCCCCAUCGCGAAGAAGAUCGCGUCAGCGACAACGAGCGCGCCAUAUUGAACGAGCUAUACCCCUCAGUCCUGCACGCCAUACAGCUGCUUCAGCACUCUGUCUCGCGCCCCAUGAUCGCCACGCCAGAGAUCAUGACCAUCUUCUACUCCGUCAUACGCGUCGUCUUCAAGGAUCAUAUACAAUACUCCGGCGGCGGCGCCACAUAUGCAGUCGCGCGACCCCUCCAAGAUCACCCUCCCCUCGAUCCACAGAAAUACCGUAUGGCGGACAUCAUCGUCCUCUCACCGCAUGCUGCUGCUGCAUCCGCUAUUCCCCGCUACCUCCGCAGCGCGCACGCCUACCAGGCGACCGACAUGGCGGACGACGGCGAGGAGGGGCUCAUGGGCCCGCCACGCACGGAGCCAGCGAAGACAACGGCUGCUACCAUAUCCGCGGCAGGCAGCACGACCGACGUCGACAUGGAAGAUGCAGCGGACCAAAUUGACCGCGAGGCGCAACUCAUUCGGACGGAGGGCGACAAGCCGCAGGGGCCUGCGGCCCUCGUCGUCGCUCAGCUCGGAGAACUUCCGUCCCUGCUGGCCAGCGCAGUAUAUCACCGUCAGUAUCUAGGGCUCUCGGACCCUGUCAUCGGCGUUGGCUUUUCGAAGAUGAGAGGCAACGUCCGCGUCGUGAUCGCCUGGCUGGACCACCAGAAGGAGGACGAGGUCGGCUUGCGCGGCAUCCGCCUCGCCCCCCUCUCCUCCCAAAAAUUCCCUGGCGCCGACUUUAACCUCACCGAACCCGCCGAAGUCGUCCGCCUCGCCCUAUUCCUCAUCCGCGCGCAGAGCAUCACCCACACGACCACGCCCACCGACUUCGCCCGCCCCUGGCGCGCGGACACCUGGGCGCCGCACGCCGUGCACUCGACGAAGGGUAACAUCGCGCAGUGGGUCGACGAUGUGCAGAACUGCCCAGCGCCGAGCACCGUCGACUCGGAGGAUCUCGCGUCGAACCUCGAGGAGGGAUCGGAGGUCGCGUCGGUGGCGUAAGGUUUUAGGGCGUUUGGAUGCGUCUGUGCAAAUCGUUCGCGGAUGAUGAAGGGCUACAACGGCUAUUCAUUAUGUACGUCGAUACUUUGAGAAGGGAUGGGGGAUCUGUGUCCAGUAGUGUAGUCCAUCAUGUACUUUUUGUUGCUCGAGAGUCUAGGCAUCAUUUUCGGACAGCAAGCCAUAGCUACAUCUGAGGGCACAGUUGUGUAUAGUCUUCCUCUCUUCUAUACUUUUCUUCGCUCGCCA